GCUGUUGCAAUAAUUCAGUCGCAUGCGCGUCCUCCUCCACGCUCGAUCUCAAUCUUGCUGCUCGCUAGAUUGGAAUUAAAAAUCAGUCCCAUUCCGCGUCGAGCAGCGCGCCGGCUCACAACUCUCGCAUUCGGCGAUAAUUCAGUAUUGUCCAGUGCGUCCAGUGAUGUUACCAUGCAGGAUCCUCGGCACACGAGCGCCUGCCAUUCCUGCCAAGUUCUUCUUCGGCAGGAUUUUCGAUGCUGCCGGCGUGGACACGCUGCAGAAGAGGUAUCAUUCGGUGGAGAGGCUUGAAAAUGCUUACAGGAGGAGCAGAGAUAAGUGCAAAUCGAAAAAACUGCCAAAGGAUGUGAAUGUCCAGGCGGUUUUCGCUUGUAAUGAGCUGGACUUGAAGGAAGUCAAUGUGUAUGGUUUUGAUUAUGAUUAUACUCUGGCAUGUUACAAGCCUUCCAUGGAUUAUCUGCUCUACAACCUGGCCAGGCAGACAUUAAUAGAACAGUACAAGUAUCCAAGAGAAAUCGAAAAAUUAGAAUACAAACCAGGAUUUGCUGUUCGUGGCUUACAUUAUGACAUCGAAAAAGGCGUCCUGUUGAAACUGGACUCUUUCCUUCAAAUCCAACUCGGUUCAGUUUAUCGUGGCCUCCAGGCGCUCUCCGAUGAUGAAGUUCUUCGACUCUAUAAGAACCGCAUCAUCCCGAUUGCAUAUGUCGAAGGUAACACCAAAUCGGCGCAGGGUACCCACUCCAAGAUGGUGCAGCUCGCCGAUCUGUUCUCGGUGCCUGAAAUGACGCUGCUCUGUAAUGUGACGGAUUAUUUCGAAAAAAAUCAUAUUGAUUAUCAUCCGGAGAUUCUUUUCAGGGAUGUGAAGAGCUCCGUGAGGAGUUCGCAUCCUGUUAUGCACAAAGUAGUCGCGCAGAAUGUUUCCGAUUACAUUGAGCAUAACAAGGAGUUGAGGGAUUUCUUCAAUCGGUUGAAAAACGCAGAUAAGUUGUUUUUGGUCACGAAUAGUCCGUAUAAAUUCGUUAAUAAGGGCAUGGAACUACUGGUAGGUGAAGAUUGGAAGGACUAUUUUGAUGUAGUGAUUGUCCAAGCGCGUAAACCCAAGUUUUUCACGGAUGAAUCGCGACCAAUUCGAGUUUACGAUGAGAGAAGUGGUACUCAUAUUUGGGACCGCGUUCAUAAACUUGAAAAAGGUACAAUUUACUAUGAAGGAACAGUGAAACAACUGCAGGAAUUGACUGGGUGGCGUGGACAUCAAGUGUUAUACUUCGGUGAUCAUCCAUACAGUGAUCUGGCAGAUGUUACAUUAGAACAUGGAUGGCGGACAGGCGCAAUCAUCAAUGAACUCGAGCAUGAAAUCGAGACGUUGAACAAUCAGCAGUUCAAACAAAACGCCAAUUGGUUGCAAAUGCUCACACAACUCAUUGAAGAUCACCAGGAUAGUGAGGGUGAAGCAGAACAACAAACUUUAGCAAAAUGGAUGGCGGAAAGAGAUCAAUUAAGAGAUGAUAUAAAAUUCGUCUUCAAUAAACAAUUCGGCAGCGUAUUCAGGACGUAUCACAACCCGACGUACUUUUCAAGACGUCUCUUCCGAUUCGCAGACAUCUACACGUCGAACAUAACGAAUCUACUCAAGUACUCCGUCAAUCAUACGUUUUAUCCGCGUCGCGGCGUCAUGCCGCACGAGUACAUUUCCUACUUUGUUUAAUUUAUUCUCGCUUCUAUAUAUUUAAUGCGUCGCAGAUCCACGUGUGACGGCCGUCAACAUUUCUCUUUUAAUUUUAUUUAAUCAUAGCGAUCAUAGCCGGCUGUCAACUUGUAUAGUGUUGAGUAAACUAUUAGAAGUCCUAGAGAUAUGAUAUAGUGAAGAGAAUUGCUAGCUAACAAGCGUAAAACUGUUUCUUUGUUGUGUGACAUUGUCUGCAAUUUGUGCGCAGUACACUCGAGUUACACUUGAAUGUAAAUUAUAUUGUUUACGAUUUAUUUAAAGCCUGGCAACUAUACGUAUACGAACAAGUAGAGUAUAAUGUGUUCAUUUUUAUGAUUCAAUCAGAAUGAGACGGAAUUAAGCAAAGUUUGUAAAUGAUGAAGUGAUGGAAGUCAAUUGAGGGAUAGUAUUGAUAAGAAGUGCUCAAAAGUGCCUGAUUUUUGGAGGCUGUGUGCUUUUCGUAUGUCUAUUAUAAAUAAAACGCCAUUUCAGUUGUAA
Dalotia coriaria is the source of this 2206-nucleotide messenger RNA. It is a transcript of the gene Nt5c, whose product is annotated as 5' nucleotidase C. Gene Ontology annotation, molecular function: 5'-nucleotidase activity. The record is from RefSeq and is a predicted model, not a curated record. Lineage: Eukaryota; Metazoa; Arthropoda; Insecta; Coleoptera; Staphylinidae.